Messenger RNA from Aspergillus udagawae, 3723 nucleotides. RefSeq lists its product as uncharacterized. The coding region runs from base 1 to 3723 and encodes 1240 amino acids. Gene Ontology annotation, biological process: DNA-templated transcription. The record is from RefSeq and is a predicted model, not a curated record. Gene Ontology annotation, molecular function: DNA binding; dipeptidyl-peptidase activity; zinc ion binding. Gene Ontology annotation, cellular component: nucleus. NCBI's taxonomy places the organism in Eukaryota, Fungi, Ascomycota, Eurotiomycetes, Eurotiales, Aspergillaceae. The transcript is spliced from 6 exons.
AUGACCGCUACAGGAGUUUUCGUCGACGUCGUGGGCCUGUCCUAUUGUAGUGGGAAUACCAAAGGCACUACAUCAAAUGACUUCGUUUACAAAUAUAACCCAGGGGCCAAAGUGACUUUCUCUAUUGGUGAGCUUGUCCUGGGUCACUGUGAAGGCAGACCCACGACGACCAUAUCGAAUUUAAUGCCGAAUAACAUCUCAAUUUAUGAUCCACGGUCCGUGAAUCGGGCACGGCUGCUGUUCAGCCUGUCCGUUGGCCAGGGCUUCGAAACGCCAAUCCACAUUGACCGCCACGUUGAAGCUGUGAUAAAUCAGCACAAGGACGAAAUCAACCUGGACUCUGAAAACUUAAGUGACCUAGACCGGCCUCUCCAAAAAAUCUGCGAUAUACUCGGCCUUCGUCCUAAGUCUGUUCACCACACCCGAAAUCAUCUUCGCCGGGAGACAGCAGGUUUCAAGGUCCUGAGAGACUUCCAAAUAGCAUCCCCAGAUGGUGGAUAUGUUUUGGCCGACGUCUAUCUUCCCCUGCAGCCCAAGGGACGAUUCCCGGUUCUUUUGAGCUGUACUCUAUAUGGACGGCGAAUCCCUUGGGGAGGUCCAGACUUGAAUGACGACCGGGAUAUACUGGCUUUUGAGCUUGCAGAGGACGAGUGGCAUUCUACAGAGGCUGGCACAGAACUCCACCUACCGGACAGGGGGCCGUGGUCAGAAUAUUUCAGGACGCAGCGAGGGUUUGAGAAUAUCGCGACCUUCAACACCUUCUCCUAUGUCCCCAAGGGGUACGCUAUGGUGAAGAUGGACCCCAAGGGUGUGUCAGAGACGCCUGGUAGACGAUGGGAGCCUGGUCAACUUGCCGGUGACUUCUAUGCUGUUUGCGAAUGGUGUGCGAGUCAACCAUGGAGCAAUGGAAACGUCGCCCUCGUUGGCAGCUCUUAUGGAGCCAACACACAGUGGGCCGUGGCAGGCCUUAAGCCAAAAGGGUUGAAAUGUUUCGUUCCUUAUGCUACCGAUGUUGACUCCUAUCGAGAUGCUGCCUACAUUGGGGGUGUCCCUUCAACACUCUACCUUGAGAACUGGUUUGCUCGUGUCCGAGGGGUGUCUCCUAAAUGGCAGGAUCACCUGGACGUGGAAAACAUCAUGAACAAUAAUCCUACAUUUAAUACAAUUUGGGCAAUGUUGGAGUCCAAACCAGAAGCUUCGGUAGAAAUUCCUUGCUUCCUUGCUGCAUCCCAAAUAUUCAUGAUCCAUGGGCGCGGCGCCUACGAAGCUUGGAUGGCGCGUCGCCCUGAUAAUACCCAUCUGCAGCUGGUCGAUUCGGACUACUACUCGUGGCCGAAUCGGGAAGCGGCUGGGAAGAUCUUGGAGUUUCUAAACCACCACCUAAAAACUGAAGACUGCUUUGCUCCUGAGCCAGUAGGAAUCCAGAUGCGCCUCGGAAAUCAAAAGUGGUACUGGCGCAAGGAACCGGAUUGGCCGGUCCCGGGUACAGAGUAUAUCAAGUGGUUUCUUCAUCCUGACCAAACUUUGACAACCACGCCGCCAGCUCUGGGAACGACGGAAAAGCGCUUUACAUACUCCGCUCACAAGCCCUCUGCAGGAAAUUCAGGGGUCAGUUUCUAUUCGCUGCCUUUCGAAGAAGAUGUCGAGAUGGCAGGUCAUUUUGCGGCAACGCUGUGCAUUUCGUCAACGGCUCCGGAUGCAGACGUCGUCGUCCUUGCCUGGGCUAUAGAUGAACAUGGCCGUGCUGUUGCUUACGGGGCAAACAGUAGUGAGCCGGAGCCACUGGCAAAAGGCUUUCUGCGCGUCAGCCAUCGGAAGACCGACCCAGAACGAUCUCUUCCGUGGAGACCAUGGCACACUCACCUACAGGACCACCUGUUGCCGCUCCAGGGACCGAAUGACGUGGUGGAAAUCACAGUGGAAAUAAUGCCUGCUGCUGCUCGUAUCCGGAAGGGCUGGUCUCUACGCGUGGAUAUAUGCCCAUCCGAAUAUCAGCCAAAUCUCCCGGGAUACAAAGCCCCGUCAAUGAGACUCUGGUACGGUGAGACUCAUGAUCAGGAUGCUCUUGAUACUGUCCAUGUCGGUGGCAGUCAGAGCUCAUCCACUUCCAAUGACUCCCGCACUGCUCCUAUAUUACAUCCAUCCCCCGGUGUAUUCACUCCCUCGAGCUUUCUAGAUUCGGCUACGCAAGCAACUCGAAUAGAUGCUCAGGGCACCGCAGACUUCCUAGAUCUCCAUUUCUCGCUGUUCCAUUCAAAGCGCCGGAGUGAACUGGCCCAAUUCUUCAUUUCUACUGUUAACGUAUGCUUUCCUCUGUUUCAACACGAUACAUUUUCGAAAUCGCUGGAAAUUGAGCAUAUUCAUCACUUGCCAUCCGUCGUCUAUGGCAUCUCCGCUGGACUGAUCGGGAGCCUUAGUAUGCGGGCGGAAGCCAAUAUUGAUAACGAGUUAGGGCAGUGGGUUCACACUAAGCAAAUAAAAGCCGACAGUAUCAUCGAUCCGAAGGCGCUCUAUGAAUGGCAAGCUGCUUGUCUGCUGGCAUGGUAUGGAUUUCAUCAGCGGUUUGGCACCGAAGACGAAAUGCACAUGGUGGUCACUACUUUGGCCCGCAAAGCGUAUUACUUUGGCCUGCAUCAAAUUGAUAGCCCAGGAAACCGGAGCUGCUACGGCUGGGACCUCCUAGAUGAGUCCAGGCUGGAAGAUUGGCGUCGUGUGUGGUGGUGCGUCUACAUUCUGGAUUCAUAUUCUAGCUUCUCAACAGCAACACCGACGCAAGUGGAGGCCGAGAGUAUCCAGACAGCACUCCCCCUUGACCCGACAGAUACAGACAGCAAACGCUCUCAAUCGACGAAGAUUUUCCUGCCCUCUAAGCUAGAGGAUCUGCCCGCCGUUACUCAAAAUAUUGGGAAAGGCCUCGUAGAUAAGGGCUUUGGUCUGCAUAUGGCUGUGAACACACUACUGAAAGCAGCCAUAAAAAUCCAUCGGCUCAGCAAGCAGAGCUCCGGCGCUUAUAUCUCUGAGCGCAUAUCUGCAUUAGAAGAUCACCUGUCUGCCCUGCAAUUAUCACUGCCGCCUUACUACAUGCGACCAAUAUCGGACAUAAUCGGUGGCGAACAACUUCCUGGUUUCAACUCACGCCUUCAGACCCAACUCAAAGUUCAUAGCAUUCGACUUAUCCUUGGCUUUUCUGACAUCCGAAUGGAUAUGAGCCACUGGCAUUCCAGGUGGCAGGAGAGCUUGGAAAUUUGCUAUCGCAUGUUCGAGGUGAUCCAGCACUGGGACUCACAGUCCAUCCUUACCGUCGACCCUGCCAUCUGUUUCAUCGUCGCGUCAUUGUUCGUGAUGCUGCAUCUUCAUAGCCUUUCAAGCGCGAACUCAAAUGGGGUAUUACUUGCCCAGCUUACACGGCGGAAAGAGGUAGUCCGCCUAUUUCUGCAGAACUACGCCUCGUACUGGAAACUACCCAGAUUCCUGCUUGACUGCUGCACUACGUUUACGCACAAAGUCUCAGGCUCCCUGAGUGCUGAAGAUAUCGUUCGAAUUUCGGACCACCUUCAGGGACCGUUGCAUCAAAAAUGGCUGAGUUUCCUGUCUCCCAGUCCGGAAACCCUCGAUACUUUGGAUUUCGAUAAUUUGAUGCAUUUUGGCUUGGAUGCGUCCAUACAAGAUAUCUUUUCGUUCCACGGAAGCGAAUCGAUACCAAACUUGGCUGACAACUCUUAA